Messenger RNA from Necator americanus (New World hookworm), 321 nucleotides. RefSeq lists its product as uncharacterized. The record is from RefSeq and is a predicted model, not a curated record. The coding region runs from base 1 to 321 and encodes 106 amino acids. The transcript has a single exon. Lineage: Eukaryota; Metazoa; Nematoda; Chromadorea; Rhabditida; Ancylostomatidae.
AUGCUGACCGAAUUCGACGAAACAUGUGGAUGCAUCGGUCUUCAGCUGAAUCUACAAAAGACGAUGUUCAUGCGGAACGGAUGGGUCUCAAAUGCCCCAUUCACGCUCAACGGAACGAACAUAUCCGAAUGCACCACUUACGUCUAUCUGGGUCUGGAACUGAACAUGAUGAACGACUUGAGCCCCGAGCUGGACAGGAGGAGACGAGCGGCUUGGGGAGUGUGUAAGAGCAUCGAGGAUGUAGUGAAGAAGACCACAAACAACCGGCUCCGUGCUCACCUCUUCAGCACCACCGUACUUCCUGCUUUGACCUAUGCUUAG